Molecule: messenger RNA, 2015 nt
Organism: Vicia villosa (hairy vetch)
Lineage: Eukaryota; Viridiplantae; Streptophyta; Magnoliopsida; Fabales; Fabaceae
Product: probable aspartyl protease At4g16563
Exons: 1
Coding region: 90-1538 (482 amino acids)
Cellular component (GO): extracellular region
Source: RefSeq, a predicted model, not a curated record
UAUCUCUCUACUGACUAGUCUAUCUACAAAUUCAAAAACUUGUCUUCUCUUUUCUCUCUACUUCACUUCUCAUCUCAAAACCCAACCAAAUGUCUUCUAGUUCUAGUUCUCCCAUGUUGCUCCUCCUCCUCCUCAUUACACUCUUCUUUUCACAUUCUUCAUCUCAAAUGCUACUAUUACCCUUAACACACUCACUUUCCAAAACACAACAAUUCAACACCACCCACCACCUCCUCAAAUACAUCACCACUCGUUCCAUAUCACGCUUCCACCACCAUCAACUCUCUCUAGGAUCCGACUACACUCUCUCUUUCAACAUUGGCCCUCACUCUCAACCCAUCACUCUCUACAUGGACACCGGAAGCGACCUUGUUUGGUUUCCAUGCACCCCUUUUAACUGCAUACUCUGUGAACUCAAACCCAACCCUUAUUCUUCAUCUGCCCCCACCAACAUCUCCCAUAGCACCCCCGUUUCAUGCAGCUCCAAAGCAUGCUGUGCAGCACACAGUUCCAUUUCUUCCUCCGAUCUCUGCGCAAUGGCUCGUUGCCCUUUAGAUUACAUUGAAACCAAAGACUGUGGUUCCUUUCACUGUCCUCCGUUUUACUAUGCAUACGGCGACGGAAGCUUGAUCGCUCGUCUCUAUCGUGACACACUUUCUCUUUCUUCGCUGCAACUUCGAAACUUCACAUUCGGUUGUGCUCAAACCACGUUUUCAGAACCCACCGGCGUUGCUGGGUUUGGACGUGGCUUACUCUCUCUCCCAUCUCAGUUAGCUAAGCACUCUCCUCAGCUUGGAAACCGUUUCUCUUAUUGUUUGGUUUCUCAUUCUUUUCAUCCCGAACGAGUUCGAAAACCGAGUCCACUCAUAUUGGGUCGUUACGACGAUGAAAAACAGAAGAAUAUUGGUGGUGGUGGUGGUGGUGAAGUUGUUGAGUUUGUGUAUACUUCAAUGCUUGAGAAUCCUAAGCAUCCUUAUUUUUACUGUGUUGGUUUGAAAGGAAUUUCCGUCGGGAAAAAGACCGUUCCGGCGCCGGGGAAUUUGCGGAGGGUGAAUAAGAGAGGUGACGGCGGUGUAGUUGUGGAUUCCGGUACAACGUUUACGAUGUUACCGGCGGGGUUUUAUAACUCGGUGGUGGCGGAGUUUAACCGGAGUGUCAUGCGAGUUCACCGGAGGGCUCGUGAAGUUGAGAUGAAAACGGGGCUUUCGCCGUGUUAUCAUUUGAACGCGGCGGCGGAUGUGCCGGCGAUGGAACUGCGUUUUGUUGGGGUGAAUUCAAGUGUGGUGCUGCCUAGGAAGAAUUACUUUUAUGAGUUUUUGGACGGUGGAGAUGGGUUGAAGAAGGAGAGGAGAGUGGGUUGUUUGAUGUUGAUGAACGGUGGAGAUGAAUUUGAAGUGAGUGGUGGGCCCGGGGCGAUCCUUGGGAAUUAUCAACAGCAGGGAUUUGAAGUUGAGUAUGAUCUUGAAAAGAAGCGCGUUGGUUUUGCUAGGAGAAAGUGCGCGUCGCUUUGGGAUCGUCUCAAUCGUGACAAAAACUAGUGUGUACGUGUUAUGGUUCAUACACACGUGUGCUCUUGUAUAUAUUUUAUUUUAUUUAGUACUACUAGUAAUUUAGAAUUUAUAUAUUUGUAUGUAAUCUACUUGUGAUGGAAAAUCAAUGUUUAUCCUGCACUUCAUCUUUUGUCACUAUCAACUACUAUGCUGCUACUGAGAUAUGAUAGAAAUGGGCUACUAUUUUUGAAUGAGGGUAUUAUUGGAGUUAUUGUUUUAUGUUGGUGAUGUGAAAAAUUCGAGGCACAAUAUUGUGAGUUGUGGGGAAUGAAGCAUGUAUAUAAUCCAAGGUAAGAAAUGAAAUUCCAAGAUGAUGAGUUAAAUUCUCUUAACUCACUCAGUUUGGGCCAUCCCUAGGGAAUUGGGGUGGGGGACCAUAUCUACUGUGUGAUUUCGGAGAGACUAAAGAUUCUUGAUGUUUCUGUUCAUGUACUUGGUUAGUAUGUUUGUCCUCCAAUAGAAAGG